CAGCUCCGCAGCCAUGAACGUCGUCCUCUCCAGAGAUAACCAAGUGAGGAUCAUGGAGAACACAGUAGCCAAUGCAGAAAAAUACUUUGGCCAGUUCUGCACGCUGAUGGCCUCCUAUGUCCGGAAGACUGCUAAGCUCCGGGACAAGUCAGACCUCCUGGUCAAACAGCUCCUCGACUAUGCCAACACAGAAAACCCAGAGCUGAGAAGCACCAUGAAAAGCUUUGCGGAGGAAUUAGCCAAAGUGCAGGAUUACCGGCAGGCUGAGGUAGAGAGGCUGGAAAUGAAGGUCAUCGAGCCACUAAAGCUGUACGGAGUCCGUCUCAAGCAGACAAGGGCAGAAAUCAAGAAGUUCAACAGCGUCCGUAACAACGAGAUAAAGCAGCUGGAGAAGCUGGAGAGGCUGCGGCAGAAGUCGCCGUCAGACCGGCACACCAUUUCCCAGGCCGAGUCCAGCGUGCACAAAGCCUCGGUCGAUGCCAGCCGCACCACCCAGCAGCUGGAGGAAACCAUCGACGACUUCCAGAAGCAGAAGCUGAGAGACAUCCAGAAGAUUUUCUUGGACUUUGUUACCAUUGAGAUGGUUUUCCACGCCAAGGCUCUUGAGGUCUUUUCCAGUGCCUUCCAGGCCCUGGAGGACUAUGACUUGGAGAAAGACCUGGAGGAUUUUAGAGCUAAGAUCCACAUCGCUUCUGGCAAUUACAACGCGAGGCCAGGCAGUGCUCUGAAUCCCUCCCCCACCCUGCCGUGGUCCACAGGCAGUCAGACCGUUCAGAGCGUCUUAGGGAAGAUGGUUUUGAGCGAAGAAGACACGCUGCAGGAUCUCAGCGAUACAGAAUAUGCACCGAUUAGACGGUAACAUGAGCGGUGCAAUUAGCUGGCCAUGAUCACGACAACCGGACAUGUUUAUUCUUCAUUUCUUUACUGAACCUUCAAUUUUCCAUGAAGACAAGGAGCUCUCAGACAGGUCCUGAAGAAGUUUGGAAACCAUGCAAACAUACCGAGAUGACUCCAAGUAGCUCAGUCAGUCUCCGAAUUAGAAGGAAACCAGAUGUUUUGUUGGCUGGUUGAACAUCCUCUGCUGCAGCCUGUGGCAUUGCCUUGCCUGAUUACAAACGAGCAACAGGCCCCAAAGCCACACAUUGCAAGCGUGCCCCAUGCAAGGAAGGCAGAGAGCACUUUGUAGGAUCACACAGCCCCUGAGGGCUGAAAUUUAGGAAGGUGAAUUUGUGCCCAUCCUCCUGGAGCCCAACAACAUCUGUCCAUCUGCGAGGCAUGGCCCGUACAACUGGGUGCAACCUCUGAAGAGGCACCAAAACCCUCAGUUAGCCAAGACAUUUAUACAGACACCGCAGACGGACUCAAACUAGGGAUGCCAAAGGCAGGUCUGACCCUCUUACCAAUGAGAUAUAGAUGACCUACUCCCACUUCCAGCUGCUGUCAGGCAGUCCCCGGGUUUCCAUCAGUAAGUCUUCCCAACGGGUCUACUCCCGCAGCUUGCUGAAUGCCAAUAGGUAUACACCAAAUAGGUCCAAGGCAUCAAAAUAUAUCUCCCACGUUUCACUUCCCCUACUGUUUUGCAGCACUUCGUUCCCAGUCAUUCCCACAAGCUGUUCCCAUGCAGCAUAAUAAAACAGCAGCAUUUUUCAUGCCUUC
Molecule: messenger RNA, 1656 nt
Organism: Gavialis gangeticus (Gharial)
Lineage: Eukaryota; Metazoa; Chordata; Crocodylia; Gavialidae
Gene: CIBAR2
Product: family with sequence similarity 92 member B
Exons: 9
Coding region: 14-859 (281 amino acids)
Biological process (GO): cilium assembly
Cellular component (GO): ciliary transition zone; ciliary basal body
Source: RefSeq, a predicted model, not a curated record